Triticum dicoccoides is the source of this 1720-nucleotide messenger RNA. Its product is annotated as adenine DNA glycosylase-like. Bases 58 to 1440 code for a protein of 460 amino acids. NCBI's taxonomy places the organism in Eukaryota, Viridiplantae, Streptophyta, Magnoliopsida, Poales, Poaceae. Gene Ontology annotation, molecular function: purine-specific mismatch base pair DNA N-glycosylase activity; oxidized purine DNA binding; 8-oxo-7,8-dihydroguanine DNA N-glycosylase activity. Gene Ontology annotation, cellular component: nucleus. The record is from RefSeq and is a predicted model, not a curated record. Gene Ontology annotation, biological process: base-excision repair; mismatch repair. The transcript is spliced from 8 exons.
CUCUCCCAAUCCCUACUGGCGCCAAGGCCCUCGACAUUUCAAAAUCGAGCUCCGCCCAUGGCCAAGAGCCCCAAGGCGACCACCAGCCGGCGGCCCACCAGAAAACCGCGGGCCUCCCCCGCUGCCGUGCCCCCCUCGGCGGACAUCGAGGACCUGGCGCCGUCGGGUGUCCUGGCGGGGCCCACCUCGGCGGCGCCCGCGCUGCGCUCGGGGUUGCUCCGGUGGUACGACGCGCACCGGCGCGACCUUCCGUGGCGAUUCUCCGCGGCGCCGGGGCGCGAGGGCAGGGAGAAGAGGGCGUAUGCGGUGUGGGUGUCGGAGGUGAUGCUGCAGCAGACGAGGGUGCCCGUCGUCAUCGAUUACUACUCCCGGUGGAUGGCGCGGUGGCCCACCGUGGAGACCCUCGCCGCCGCCACUCAGGAGGAGGUGAAUGAGAUGUGGGCCGGUCUUGGGUACUACCGGAGGGCACGCUUUCUUCUGGAGGGAGCAAACCAGAUUGUGGAAAAGGGGGAAUUCCCUAGCACAGCAUCAACACUUCGUCAGGUUCGCGGCAUCGGGGAUUACACAGCAGGCGCCAUUGCCUCCAUAGCCUUCAAUGAGGUCACCCCACUUGUGGAUGGAAAUGUUGUACGUGUUAUCAGCAGACUUUUUGCUAUUGCUGAUAACCCAAAAGAAUCAUCAACAGUAAAGAGAUUCUGGGAGCUCGCUGGUCAACUGGUCGAUCCAUCAAGGCCAGGAGACUUCAACCAAGCAAUGAUGGAACUAGGAGCAACAUUGUGCAGCAAGACUAAGCCUGAUUGCUCCCAGUGCCCUGUCUCUGGCCACUGCCAAGCGCUUGCGCUUUCCCAUGAAAAUCCGUUGGUCGGAGUUACAGACUACCCACGGGUGGUUCCGAAAGCUAAACCGCGUCGUGAUUUCGCUGCUGUUUGUGUUGUUCAAAUUGCACAAGGCUUGGAGCAAGAGACGGCAGCCGGCAAAUGUAAUUCCUUUCUCUUGAUAAAGAGGCCAGAAGAGGGCCUGCUUGCAGGGCUCUGGGAGUUCCCAUCGGUUCUUGUUGACGAACGUAAGACCGACCCGCUCAACAGGAGAAAAGAGAUGGAUAGGUAUUUGAAGCAGUUGGUUGACAUAGAUGUUGAACAGGAAUCCAAUCUGGUCCUCAGGGAGGAUGUUGGUCAGCAUGUUCACAUUUUCUCCCACAUUCGCUUGACGAUGCAUGUGGAGCUGAUGGUUCUCAAGAUCAAAGGUGAUGUGGGUCAAGUAUGCAACAAGGGACAAGGUAGCACGAAACUGAAACUUGUCGAUGAAAGUUCAAUCGAUUCCAUGGGCUUGACAUCGGGAAUUCGGAAGGUUUACAAUAUGGUGAAGGCUUUCAAGGAGAAAAAACUAUUGGAGCAAAGCCAAAUGCCCACGAGGAAAAGGAGCAGACGGCAAAAGCAGUAACAUAAGCGGUUAUAUUACUUAGUAAAUAAAAACGGAGGGAGUACUUUGUUGUCUGGCUUCGAAAAAUGUGCUCCAACUGAAACACCACGAAUCAACAGUUGACUUCUGUAGGAUUGAGUCUCGAGACAGACAGUACCAUUCCGGCAGCUCAGACCGUACCAUUUCGGCAGCUCAGACCGUGCCGUCUAGCCCGGACCAGCACAAGGUUUGCACAGAUCUUGAUUCCGAAUCGGACUGUGCCAAUGUUGACUGAGAGUUCUUUUUCUGAAAAGUACUCACU